AAAAAUCCAUCUUCAAUCAAAUAAGUGAAAAAAAAAUGGAGAAAAUUUCAGCAUUCUUCGUCAUUCUCUUCCUUGUCUCGUCGUGCUUGGUGACAAUGAGUGUUGGAGAUAUAUGUCAAACGGAUAGAGAUUGUGUUGAGAUUGGGAUUCCAAGAUGUAAGAGAACAGGAAAGAUGCCGAUUUGUUACAACGGAUAUUGUUGUUGUAUCUGUUCUGCUAAAAGACUUCCUGCUUCUACUACUCGAAAACCUCCUUCUCCAUCAACCUCAAAAUUAGUCUGAUCUGAUAUAAUAUAUUUAUGCAUGUUGCUUUUAUUUUAGCUGGGAUUAAAGUAGUUAAUUAGGACUACUUCAUUACUUC
Arabidopsis thaliana (thale cress) is the source of this 360-nucleotide messenger RNA. Its product is annotated as Putative membrane lipoprotein. Gene Ontology annotation, cellular component: extracellular region. NCBI's taxonomy places the organism in Eukaryota, Viridiplantae, Streptophyta, Magnoliopsida, Brassicales, Brassicaceae. The transcript is spliced from 2 exons. The record is from RefSeq and is marked reviewed. The coding region runs from base 36 to 281 and encodes 81 amino acids.